CUUCAACGAAUACAGUCAGCGUCGCAAUCGUUUGCAUUUAUACAUAUGUACAUAUGUGCAUAUUAGCGCGAUCAUUUGCGUGCUCUUUAUUUGCUCCUUUUGUUAUUUAUUUUGGUGCUUUGACGCUAAUUUUGAGCUUUGUACCAUCGAUAUUUCGUGUAGACUUCUUUGUUUAGAGAUUAUUUGUGUGCGAUUAAGUGGGCGUGUGCUACGGUUAAAAGAAACUGCAGAUAGUUCUUCUUUUGUGUUUGUAUAUUUAUUUGUUGAUAAGCUCGAACAGCUGAUAAGUGCUUAGCAAGCAUGGUGUUGUUGGGAAAAUUGGCUAUUGUAACAGGUGCUGGUUCGGGCAUUGGGCGCGCCACCUGUCGGCUACUAGCACGUGAUGGUGCUAAGGUGAUCGCAGCUGAUCGAAAUCUGCGCGCAGCUGAGCAAACAGCAAAAGACAUUGGCAACGACCAUGUACUGCCACUGGAAGUGAAUGUCGCUUCAUUGGAAAGUGUUAGCAAAGCCGUCAACUACUCCAUCACACAAUUCAAGCAGCCACCAUCAAUUGUUGUCAAUUCCGCGGGCAUUACGCGCGAUGGCUAUUUACUUAAGCUAACCGAGCAAGAUUAUGACGAUGUGUAUGCGGUGAAUUUGAAGGGCACCUUCUUGAUGACCCAACAAUUUGCACGUGCCAUGAUCGAGCAUCACAUACGCAACGGCAGUGUCGUUAACAUGUCGAGCAUUGUGGCGCGUCUUAGUAAUCCCGGUCAAGCGAAUUAUGCUGCCACAAAAGCUGGCGUCGUCUCACUCACCGAAAUUGCAGCUAAGGAGUUUGGCAAGUUUGGCAUACGUGUAAAUGCCAUAUUGCCCGGGUUCAUUGAUACGCCCAUGGUGGAAGUCGUGCCCGAAAAGGUUAAGCAAGAUGUUUUGCGUCGCUGUCCAAUGGGUCGCUUGGGGCGUCCCGAGGAGAUUGCCGAGGUGAUAGCAUUUCUGGCGUCCGAAAAGUCGUCGUAUGUGAAUGGUGCGGCCAUUGAGGUCACUGGGGGCUUAAACUGAAAAGAAAUGGCCAAACCUUUUCUAAAUUUUACUUGGAUAUUUUGGAGACUUUGGCUUGGAUUUACAUACUAGAAUAUCCGCUGAUCAUAUAUGUAGACACUUGCUGAACUUUCGCAUUUAAGGUUCACUGUUAAAUAUAGAGUUCGUAAGGAUAAGCAUUUAAUGUCUUUGGCAUAAGGUAAAUUUUAAUAUUUAUAAUUUUCUUCCUUUUGAUUUUUUGGCAUUUUUGCGAAUUUAAAUGUUAA
Messenger RNA from Ceratitis capitata (Mediterranean fruit fly), 1286 nucleotides. Its product is annotated as estradiol 17-beta-dehydrogenase 8. Lineage: Eukaryota; Metazoa; Arthropoda; Insecta; Diptera; Tephritidae. The record is from RefSeq and is a predicted model, not a curated record. Gene Ontology annotation, molecular function: oxidoreductase activity, acting on the CH-OH group of donors, NAD or NADP as acceptor. The transcript is spliced from 4 exons. The coding region runs from base 301 to 1041 and encodes 246 amino acids.